AGGGACAGAGUGGAUCUGUGCACACUUUGCAGGCAAUGAGCACCCAGGGCUGGCUCCCUGCGCAGCAUGAGGAGAGGCAAAGUGAUGGUCCUGGCUACCUGUCUGGGAUCCUUCAUAUUGAUUAUCUUCUACUUCCAGAGCAGCUUGAGCUCAGAUGAGGAUCAUUUUUCUGUGGGCCAUUGGAAUGGGAAGCCAAGACGAAACCCCUUGCAAGCGCUGUACGACAGCGAACAGUUUGAGCCUUCUUCAAUCCAAGCUAAACACCAGAAGCGUCGGGAGCUGCUGGGCAGCGCCUGCAAGGUCUACACCAGAAAACGGCGCGUCCUCACCGCCGAUGACCUAAAACACCUAAUUGUGGAUGACGCGCAUGGGUUGCUGUAUUGUUAUGUUCCGAAGGUGGCAUGCACCAACUGGAAGAGGGUUAUGAUGGUCCUCACCAGCCAAGGAAAGUAUAAGGAUCCUGCGCUCAUUCCAGCCAACGAGGCCCACAUUGCAACUAACCUUCGCACCCUCUCAGAGUUCAGCACCUCAGAGAUCAAUUACCGGCUCCGGAACUACCUCAAGUUCAUCUUCGUAAGGGAGCCUUUCGAGAGGCUGGUCUCUGCCUACAGGAACAAAUUUACUCGCACGUACAACACGGCCUUUCACAAGCGAUACGGCACCAAGAUAAUAGAGCGCCAUCGCAGAGACCCUUCUCUUGAAGCACUUGAACAUGGAGACGAUGUCACCUUUGAGGAAUUCCUCUAUUACUUGGUAGACCCCCAGACCCAACGAGAAGAGCCAUUCAAUGAGCACUGGGAGCGAGUCCAUUCCUUGUGCCACCCGUGUAUUGUCCAGUAUGACAUAGUGGGCAAAUACGAGACUCUAGAAGAGGACGCCAACUACCUCCUGCAGCUGAUGGGGGUAGGAGAUUACAUUAAGUUCCCAUCUUCUUCCAAGACCAAGCGGACCACCGAUGGGAUGGCAGCAGAGUUCUUUAAGGGCAUCCAGCGCUUCUACCAACGGCGUCUCUUCAACCUCUACAAGAUGGACUUCUUGCUCUUCAAUUACAGUAUUCCACAUUACUUGCAGAUACAUUAAGCGCGGGAGGAGGAAGGUGCAGGGGCCUGGAGCUCUCUAGCACUUGAAAUAAUACGAUGGAGCCAAACUUUAUUUAUUGUGACGUAAAACUUUUUUUCAAGUGUUUUUGCCUUGGCUGUGAACGCAGAGAAGACUGUGCCAGCGCUAUAUAUUUUUCUAGUCAACCUUUCCUAGAAACCAGGACUUGAAUGCUGUAGUGUUAAGUAGUCGUCGCCUUCUCCGUCGGCAAGAUGAGGCUGCAGGAAUCGGCCAUUUUGCUCUACGGUGGGCAGCACAAGUGCUUAUCAGUUGGGAGUGUUUUUUUUUAUUAUUAUUAUUAUUUGGGUCACCCCCCCCCCCCCCCAUGCCACCUGCAUAACACUUAAAGACAAUGAGCAAAGAUUUUUCAUGAUGGAUGGAUUUCCAAAUGUCUAUCUUUAACUAUGUCGUCACUGGUGGCUUUGUUUAGUUUUUAUGACCACCUGUGGCCCUCAGUUAUUGAAACUAACUGUAACCCGGUCUCUGUUGCCCAAAGCAACCAAUCAGAGCUCAGCUUUCGAUUUUCCAGAGCAUUUAAGAAAUGAAAGCUGGGCUGAUUAGCUGCUGUGGGAAACAGGAUUAUUUUCCUAUUAGGCCCUCCUUUACGAGGACGGCCUCCGUUUUUUGGGUUCUUCCGGCUUUGCUUUUUUGCUUUAUAUUUAAAAAAAACAACAACUAUGCAGGGCCCUCUACGAGCCUAUGUUUCCACGGUAACAGACACCAAACACUCUGUGUAGUCCGACUCUGCAGUAAUGCUUCCUUCCAAGGACCCCUUAAUUCUUACAAACCUACAUUCACGUAAUAUAUAUCAUUUUUAUUUAUUUUAUUUUUUUUAUAAAAUUUCUACAGCUAC
This is a messenger RNA of Bufo gargarizans (Asiatic toad), 1951 nucleotides long. RefSeq names its product carbohydrate sulfotransferase 11-like. Bases 67 to 1080 code for a protein of 337 amino acids. The transcript is spliced from 3 exons. Gene Ontology annotation, cellular component: membrane. Gene Ontology annotation, biological process: carbohydrate biosynthetic process; proteoglycan biosynthetic process. Gene Ontology annotation, molecular function: sulfotransferase activity. NCBI's taxonomy places the organism in Eukaryota, Metazoa, Chordata, Amphibia, Anura, Bufonidae. The record is from RefSeq and is a predicted model, not a curated record.